GUCGUUCGCUCGUCUUCCCGCUUCUGCGCACCUCGAACCCGGCCCGAAACCUUCAGUUUUGCCCCCAACACUGUUAGCCCGCGGAAGACUACAGUAUGUCGGAGCUCGGAGCGGGUGGACUGAAGAAAGAUGCCUUCGCAGAUGCCGUGCAGCGAGCAAGACAGAUCGCAGCCAAGAUCGGCGGAGACGCUGGACCCCCAAUGACCAAUAACGGUGGAGCAGAGAGCUAUCCCUUUGGAGCCCAGAAACGUUCGCUGGAAGACGCAGAUGACCAUCCAGAGAGUAAGAAGAUGGCAACUCAGAGUGACAGUGGCCUGCCAGAGUGGGCCUCGCAAGCACCUCUUGGUGCCCAGUUGGCUGCUCUUGCACAGCAGAGUGGUGUUGCACGUCCCUCCCAGAUGACUGAGGAGUACAAAGUGCCUGACGGAAUGGUUGGACUGAUCAUUGGUCGAGGCGGUGAGCAGAUUAAUAAGAUUCAGCAGGAGUCUGGCUGUAAAGUGCAGAUCGCCCCAGACAGUGGAGGCAUGCCCGACAGAAGUGUGUCCAUCACCGGAUCACCCGACUGCAUACAGAAAGCUAAGAUGCUAUUGGACGAGAUAGUGUCCAGGGGGCGUGGCACGCCGCCUACGCCCUUCCACGAGAACGGCCAGGGGGGUGGGGGCAGCGGAGGAGGAGGUGGUGGUGGUGGUGGAGGAGGAGGAGGGGGCCACUCGGGUCACAUGCAGGAGAUGAUCAUCCCCGCCGGGAAGGCCGGACUCAUCAUCGGGAAAGGAGGAGAGACCAUCAAACAGCUACAGGAGCGUGCUGGAGUCAAGAUGAUCCUGAUCCAGGAUGCGUCUCAGGGCCCGAACAUCGACAAGCCACUGCGCAUCAUCGGAGACCCCUACAAAGUGCAGCAAGCGCGUGAGAUGGUGCAGGAGAUCCUGAGGGAGAGGGACCACCCCGGCUUUGAGAACCGCGGGGAGUACGGCUCACGCGGAGGUAUGGGCGGCGGCGGAGGAGGUGGAGGCGGAGGAGGAGGCGGCAUCGAGAUCCCAGUGCCGCGUCACUCUGUGGGCGUGGUGAUUGGCCGCAGCGGAGAGAUGAUCAAGAAGAUCCAGAACGACGCCGGAGUCAGAAUACAGUUCAAGCCAGAUGAUGGUAGUGGACCAGAUAAGAUUGCCCACGUCAUGGGUCCUCCUGACCGUUGUGAACACGCCGCCAGCAUCAUCAACGACCUGCUGCAGAGCAUACGCGCCCGAGAGGAGGGCGGAGGGGGUCCCCCAGGGCCUCCUGGUGCGGGUCUUCCCCCAGGAGGAGGUCGCGGUCGUGGGCACGGCGGGCCGGGAGGCUGGGGCGGUCCCCCUGGAGGAGGCGGAGAGAUGACCUUCUCCAUCCCCGCACACAAGUGCGGACUCGUCAUCGGACGCGGAGGAGAGAACGUCAAGGCCAUUAACCAGCAGACAGGUGCGUUUGUGGAGAUCUCUCGGCAGCCGCCCCCCAACGGCGACCCCAACUUCAAGCUCUUCGUCAUCCGCGGAUCACCCCAACAGAUCGACCACGCCAAACAGCUCAUCGAGGACAAGAUCGAGGGUCCUCUGUGUCCUGUGGGCCCCGGUCCUGGAGGGCCUGGGCCUGGUGGCCCCGUUGGCCCCUACAACGCCGGCCCCUACCAGCCAGGACCCUACCAGCCUGGACCCCCUGGCGGACCGCCACAUGGGGGUCCCCCUGGAGGUCCUCAGUACGCUCCCCAGGGGUGGGGUAACGCAUACCAGCCCUGGCAACCACCCGCACCACACGACCCCAGCAAAGCGGCGGCGGACCACAGCGCGGCCUGGGCUGCCUACUACGCGCAGUACUACCAGCAGCAGCCAGGCGGGGGCGCCAUGCCGGGUCAGGGCCACCCGGGAGCCCAGCCAGCAGCCGGCCCCGGAGACCAGCAGCAGCAGCAGCCGCAGCAGGCCCAGGCAGCAGCCGGAGGCCAGCCGGACUACACCAAGGCCUGGGAAGAAUACUACAAGAAGAUGGCUCAGGCAGGUGCUCCUGCUGCGGGGGCUCCUGGGGGAGCAGCAGCUGCAGCAGGGGGUGCCGGAGCUCCAGGAGCGUCAGCAGGGGCGGCAGGUGGCCAGGCGGGCCAGCAGGACUACAGCGCGGCCUGGGCAGAGUACUACCGGCAGCAGGCCGCCUACUACGGGGGAUCCGCACCGGGACAGGGCGCCGCCGCACCACAGGGACAACAGGCACAGUGAGACUGAUCGAUCCAUCGUUGUUGUUGGAUGCUUCCUCCUCCUUCCCCCUCCUCAUCUCCUCUUCUCUCUCCCGAGCCAAACUCCUCAUCAACCCCUCCUCUGGAAUAUGGGGUCAAGACACACACGCGCACGCACACACACACACACACACACACACACACACACACACACACACACACACACCUGCAAACCAAGUACUCCUCCUCCCUCCGACCGAGCCCCAACCAGCCAGAGACGCCCCAGACCUCCCACUACGCUUGGGGCCCUGCUAUCAGUUCUUUAUUGUUUUAUUUUUCCCCAGAACGAAACUUUUUUUUUUUUUAAAUACCCCCCCUUCUUGGCGUUAUCUGUUGUCUUGCUUGCCCCAACUAAUGUGAGAGAACUGUUCAAAAGAUGACAGUCAAAAGCCGAUCACUAUUGGAAAUUUCCGUCUUUUUGGGUCCCGGAUUGUUUUAAAUCUACGUUCUUUGUGGGGUUAGGUUGGGUGUGUGCGCGCGCGCGCGCGUGUGUGUUUGGGUUAGAGGCUUGAGCCUUGUGAUCAACGAGAGUGAAAUGCAGAGGGGGGAGUGAGGGGGGAAAAAAGAGAGAGAUAAGCGGCUUUCAGAAGUUGGAGAUCAAAACAUUGGCAGCCUCCCAUCUCUUCAGAAAACGACGACGACAAAAGGGAAGCGUUACCUGGACGAACAAACAACUGAGCAACUGUGACAUUACUCCUCCUGCAUCUUCCACUCCUCUUUCUCCUCCUCCUCCUUUUCCUUGUCCUGUGGACUUCCAUACACACACACACACACACACACACACACACACACACACACACACACACACACACACACACACACACACACACACACACACACACACACACCAGUAAUAUUGCGUCCUUCCGUUUGGAUAUUCUUCAUGUUGACUGUAACACACACACACACUCAUCCUGCUGCGACCAAUGCUUAACUGCUCUUCUCGUCCUUGUACAAAACGCCUCCCUCUCUCCUCUCUCCCUCCAUCUGUCUCUCUCUCCAUCCCGCUCUCUCAUUCUCUGCAGCCAACGACUAACUUCUUCUCUUUGUACAAAACGCCCUCCUCUCCCUCCCUCCUUCCCUUAUUUUUUUACAACGUUUUUGUGAUUUUGAUUCUAUUGCUCUGUCCCGCUCGGUUUUUUUGUUUUUGUUUUUUUUCCUUCGGAUGGUUUUAGUUGUUUUAUUUCGGUUUUGAUGAUUGUUUUGGUCUCUUUAUGUUUCUAAAGAAAUGAAAUGUGUAGUUUUUAAGUUGGAACAUUCCUAAUAUUGAAAAGUACUUCACCUCCCCUCCCUCAUGUCUUUUUGAUCCCUCCCUCUCUCUCUCUCUGUCUGUCUCACUCUGUUUCUCUCUGUCUCUCUUUCUGUCUGCCUGUGGGGUGAGAGGGUACCUAGUCGGGUGGUGACUGCUUGAUCUGUUCUGUGUGUGGGUGCGUGUGCAUGCGUGAGUGUGUUUGUGCACCAUGGUAUUGGAAGGAAGUCAUGUACACUGAAACCUGCGUGUGUGUGGACAGCGUUUUCCGAUUUUGUGUGUGUGUGUGGACAGCGUUUCCGAUUGUGUGUGUUUGUGGUUCUGGACAACACUGCGAGCAGCAGUAUUUGUCUGCAAGCGGGCAGGACGGGAGACGUCCAUGAUGCGCGUUUGUGUUCCAGUGAGCCGGAGAAACAGGUUUGUGUUUGAGUGAGCAGGUGAGAGGUGUGUGUUUGUGUGUUGGUACUUACAGCAGUCCACCUGUCACCCCCACCAGCCCUCCCCCACCCCCCAUCCUCUUCCACAAAGCCAGACGAGACGUCCGAUCGUUUGCCCCACUCCGAAUCCCCAACCCCCCCGACCCCACGCUCCAUUGAGUUCCAAGAAGUCAUGUUCUAUAAAUAUAUAUAUAUUGUACGCCUGGUUUUUUACUUUUUACUGCUUGUUUUUAAAAACUUCACAAUAAAAAUAAGAUCUACAGACAUCUCAAUGGA
Engraulis encrasicolus (European anchovy) is the source of this 4207-nucleotide messenger RNA. Its product is annotated as far upstream element-binding protein 2-like. The record is from RefSeq and is a predicted model, not a curated record. Gene Ontology annotation, biological process: regulation of DNA-templated transcription. Bases 96 to 2228 code for a protein of 710 amino acids. NCBI's taxonomy places the organism in Eukaryota, Metazoa, Chordata, Actinopteri, Clupeiformes, Engraulidae. Gene Ontology annotation, molecular function: mRNA binding. The transcript has 19 exons. Gene Ontology annotation, cellular component: cytoplasm; nucleus.